Brassica oleracea var. oleracea is the source of this 1664-nucleotide messenger RNA. RefSeq names its product cytochrome P450 84A1-like. NCBI's taxonomy places the organism in Eukaryota, Viridiplantae, Streptophyta, Magnoliopsida, Brassicales, Brassicaceae. Gene Ontology annotation, biological process: lignin biosynthetic process. Gene Ontology annotation, molecular function: monooxygenase activity; iron ion binding; oxidoreductase activity, acting on paired donors, with incorporation or reduction of molecular oxygen. The record is from RefSeq and is a predicted model, not a curated record. Bases 1 to 1539 code for a protein of 512 amino acids. The transcript is spliced from 3 exons.
AUGGAUUGUUUGCUUUGCUCACCAAUUUUAUAUGUAGUUCUUAUAUUUCUUUGGUAUUUAGUUAGAGUUUUGUUAACUCGUAGUAAUCCAUUUCCACCUGGUCCAAAAGGCUAUCCAAUAAUCGGUAACAUGAAAUUAAAGAAUCAGUUGAAUCAUCGUGGUUUGGCCGAGUUAGCCAAACAAUACGGUGGUCUCUUACACCUUCAAAUGGGUAGAAUUCAUAUUGUGGCCGCUUCAACAGCUGAGAUGGCCCGAGAAAUUCUUCAGGUUCAAGAUGUGGUUUUCGCAAACCGGCCAGCUAACGUCGCCAUUUCAUAUCUCACUUACAACCGGGCAGAUAUGGCGUUUGCGAACUACGGUCCACUCUGGCGUCAAAUGAGGAAAGUUUGCGUUAUGAAACUCUUUAGCAGAAAACGGGCCGAAUCAUGGGCCUCGGUUCGCGACGAAAUUAAUACGAUGGUUCAAACUCUGACUAAACAAACCGGUUCACCGGUUAACGUUGGCGAGCUUGUCUUUGCUUUGACGCGGAACAUAACGUACCGAGCCGCGUUUGGCUCGUUCGCUCGCGACGGUCAAGACGAAUUCGUAAAGAUUCUACAAGAGUUCUCGAAACUCUUUGGAGCGUUUGAUAUCACCGAGUUUUUACCGUGGAUGAAAUGGUUUAGUAAUCGCGAUUUCAGCAAGCGGUUGGAAAACGCAAGGAAAUCGCUGGAUGGGUUCAUAGAUAGAAUCAUCGAUGCACAUAUCGAAAAGAAGAAUUCAAGAAAACAAGACGAUGAUGGCUUGGAGGACGACAUGGUCGAUGAAUUAAUGGCGUUUUAUAGCGGCGAAAGCGGUGAGAACGGCGGCAAAUCUAAUGAUUCACUGUCUUCAUUUAAACUCACUAGAGAUAACAUCAAGGCCCUUGUCAUGGAUGUGAUGUUUGGCGGGACGGAAACGGUGGCGUCUGCGAUUGAGUGGGCCAUGACGGAGCUGAUGAAGAACCCUCACGAACUCGUAAAGCUGCAGCAAGAACUAGCUGACGUCAUCGGAUUGAACCGUGAGUUUCACGAAUCUGAUCUGGAGAAUCUUCCUUACUUCAGAUGCGCGAUGAAAGAGACGCUGAGGCUGCACCCUCCGAUUCCUCUUCUCCUCCACGAGGCGGCUGCGGACUCCGUCGUCUCCGGCUACUCCAUUCCCCGUGACUCUCGGGUGAUGAUCAAUGUGUACGCGAUCGGGCGAGACGGAUCGGUGUGGACCGAGCCGGAUGCGUUCAGACCGGGUCGGUUUAUGGAUAGCAAAGCUCCGGAUUUCAAAGGUAGCGAUUUCGAGUUUCUACCGUUUGGGUCGGGUCGAAGAUCGUGCCCGGGUAUGCAGUUGGGGCUUUAUGCUAUGGAGCUCGCUGUGGCGCACAUGCUUCAUUCAUUUGAUUGGGAGUUGCCGGAAGGAGGUAGCUCUGAUGAUCUGGAUAUGACUGACAUGUUCGGUCUCACGGCGCCUAGAGCCACCAGGCUCAUCGCCGUUCCGAGUUACCGGCUAAAAUGUCCGAUGGUGAUUUGAAAUGCGUGUUGUUUGUUUGAAGAAGUUUUAUAUCAACUGUUUGCCGUUUUUUAUGAUUCCUUACACAAAGUGUUUGUUGUUGUUUAAGAUUCUAAUCUAUUUAAACUAUUUGGUCCGGAUCUUCC